This is a messenger RNA of Melozone crissalis (California towhee), 3024 nucleotides long. RefSeq names its product actin filament associated protein 1 (gene AFAP1). Gene Ontology annotation, cellular component: cytosol. The transcript is spliced from 18 exons. The record is from RefSeq and is a predicted model, not a curated record. Bases 103 to 2550 code for a protein of 815 amino acids. NCBI's taxonomy places the organism in Eukaryota, Metazoa, Chordata, Aves, Passeriformes, Passerellidae. Gene Ontology annotation, molecular function: SH2 domain binding; SH3 domain binding.
CUGGCUGCGCUCCGCGGCAGAGCGGGGCUGCGGGAGGAGCCGCGGGAGGAGCCGCGCUCGGCCGCUUUGUGCCGGCAGCCGCCGCAGGACGGCCGCAAAGCCAUGGAAGAGUUAAUAGUUGAGCUGCGCCUGUUUCUUGAACUUCUGGACCAUGAAUAUCUAACUUCCACUGUCAGGGAGAAGAAGGCAGUAAUAACUAACAUUCUCCUGAGGAUACAGUCAUCAAAAGGUUUAGAAAUAAAAGAACAUGUCCAGAAGCAAGAAGUUGCCAACAGUUUGCCGGCGCCUCCUCAAAUGCCUCUGCCAGAAAUACCUCAGCAGUGGCUGCCACCAGACAAUGGGCCUCCACCACUGCCGACCUCCUCCCUUCCUGAAGGCUAUUAUGAAGAGGCAGUGCCACUUAGUCCCGGGAAGGCUCCUGAGUACAUCACUUCCAAUUAUGACUCAGAUGCCAUGAGCAGCUCUUAUGAAUCCUACGAUGAAGAGGAGGAGGAUGGAAAGGGGAAGAAAAUGAGACAUCAGUGGCCUUCUGAGGAAGCCUCUAUGGAUCUGGUGAAGGAUGCCAAAAUCUGUGCCUUCCUUCUUAGAAAAAAACGAUUUGGGCAAUGGACCAAACUACUGUGUGUUAUCAAAGAAAACAAACUACUGUGUUACAAAAGCUCCAAGGACCAGCAGCCCCAGAUGGAGCUGUUCCUGAAUGACUGCAGUAUCACCUAUAUUCCCAAAGACAGCAAAAAGAAGAAGCAUGAGCUGAAAAUCUCUCACCAGGGAGCAGAUGCCCUGGUUCUGGCAGUGCAGAGCAAAGAGCAGGCAGAACAAUGGCUAAAGGUUAUAAAAGAUGUGUGCAGCAACUGCACGGGAGCUGUAGACUCUGAUGGGCCAUUGUCUAGUUCUCCAGUACACAAAGUGGAGCUGGAAAAGAAGCUGUCAUUUGAGAGGCCAAGCUCAGACGGGGAAGGUGCUGUGGAGAAUGGCAUCACUACUGUGUGCAAUGGUAAAGAGCAAGUGAAGAGGAAAAAAAGUUCGAAAACGGAAGCCAAGGGCACUGUGACUAAAGUAACAGGGAAAAAAAUAACAAAGAUCAUUGGUUUAGGAAAGAAAAAGCCAUCAACAGAUGAACAGACCUCAUCAGCUGAAGAAGAUGUUCCAACAUGUGGAUAUCUCAACGUGCUCUCUAAUAACCGCUGGCGCGAGCGCUGGUGCAGAGUGAAGGACAAUAAGCUCAUUUUCCACAAGGACAGGACAGACCUGAAGACACACAUUGUUUCCAUCCCACUCCGAGGCUGUGAGGUCAUCCUGGGGCUGGAUUCGAAGCAUCCCCUGACCUUCCGCCUGCUCCGGAACGGGCAGGAGGUCGCUGUGCUUGAGGCCUCCUCCUCAGAAGACAUGGGCAGAUGGAUUGGAAUUCUGCUGGCAGAAACGGGGUCUUCAACAGACCCAGGGGCUCUGCACUACGACUACAUCGACGUGGAAAUGACGGCAAGCGUCAUCCAGGCUGCCAAGCAGACCUUCUGUUUCAUGAACAGGCGGGUGAUAUCCACGAGCCCGUACCGGGGGAGCGCUGCCAACGGCUACGCCUGCCCCAGCGGGAUGGCCCUCCACUACGACGAUGUUCCCUGCAUCAACGGAUCGUGGGAACCAGAAGAUGGCUUUCCUUCUUCUCGUAGCAGGAACAUUGGAGAAGAAAUGCUUUAUGAUAACGCAGGCCUGUACGAUAACUUGCCGUCUCCAAAAAUCUUUGCGCGCUAUCCGCCAGCUGACAGGAAAGCCAAUAGGUUAUCUGCUGACAAACUCUCCUCUAACCAUUACAAACACCCUGUCUCAUCCAAUCUGUCUUCUGCUCAGUCUGUCACUAAUACCUCUGCUGUGGGGAGGGGAUCUGGCUCGCAGUUUAAAGGCAAGAAGCCUCCUGUGACUGCUAAUGGGAUCGCCGGAAAAGCGAGGACUUUAAACAGCCAGCCCAAGAAAUCCGAGACGGUUUCCUGUGUGAAGCGCACGGCAUCCAAUGCAGAGCAGUACAAAUAUGGCAAGAAUCGUGUGGAGGCAGAUGCAAAGAAGUUACAAAGCAAAGAAGAGGAGCUGCUGAAGAAAAAAGAGGCCCUUCGGAACAGGCUGGCCCAGCUCCGGAAAGAAAGGAAGGAUCUGCGUGCUGCCAUUGAAGUCAAUGCUGGCAGGAAGACCCAAGUGAUUCUCGAAGACAAGUUAAAGAAGCUGGAAGAGGAAUGUAAGCAGAAGGAGGCUGAGCGUGUAAAUCUGGAGCUGGAACUGACUGAGGUGAAGGAGAGCCUUAAGAAAGCCUUGGCUGGUGGCAUCACACUGGGCUUGGCUAUUGAGCCCAAAUCAGGGACAUCAAGUCCACAGUCUCCCAUUUUCAAGCACCGAACUUUGGAAAACUCUCCCAUCUCCAGCUGUGAUACCAGUGAUACUGAGUGCUCCAUCCCUGUGAACAGUGCAGCAGCUCUGAAAAGACCUCCCUCAUCAAACAGCUCUCCAUGUCGGGGCCAUGUCCUUCGAAAAGCAAAGGAAUGGGAGAUGAAAAAUGGAACAUAAACAUAACAAAGCCAGUCACUUUCCAUAAAAGCCUUACCUACUACAGACCAAGACUUAGGCUGCAAAGGACUCACCUGGAAGGUCACAUCAAGUGAUAAAACAUGAGAAGUUUUAUAACUCUGUUAAGUUAAUGGUAGCUUGGCGCUAAUUUGCCUGUAUUCCCUCUACUGUAUUGCUGUGUAACUACGUGUGCCCCUUUUUAUUAGCUGUAACUCCUUGUUUCCAACUUCACUGGUAGAAAAAAUGAAAACCAAAAAAAAACCCAACCAUAGGAACUAAAAAGGAGCAUAAAGUCACAGUUGCAAGUUUACUUUGCUGAAGCAGCAAAGAGCCAGCAAUGUUAAUUACAGUGCAUCAGACAGCUGGAACACUGCUGAAGACUGGUGGGAAAUCCUGACUCCUGCAGGUUAAAACUGCCUCUGGAACUGUGCCACAGAGCAGGUCUAACUCAUCAGCAGAGGCUUUGCUGGUGGC